Messenger RNA from Phanerochaete carnosa HHB-10118-sp, 846 nucleotides. RefSeq lists its product as uncharacterized. The record is from RefSeq and is a predicted model, not a curated record. The annotation marks the transcript as partial. Lineage: Eukaryota; Fungi; Basidiomycota; Agaricomycetes; Polyporales; Phanerochaetaceae. The transcript is spliced from 2 exons.
CUCUCCGGGUGGGCCGGAAUAGAAGCGACUGUGACGAAGGACGACGAGGGGAAGAUGAAUGGAUAUUCUGAAGAUGUCGACACCCUGCUCGUCUUUGCUGGUCUAUUCUCCGCCAUCCUCACCGCAUUCGUCGUCUCGACCUAUACCAUGCUGCAGCCAUCGAGCGUCGACCUCACGAACCAGCUCAUUACCACCAACAAUCAGAUCCUCGUCCAAGGCUUCUCUGCCGUCCUCACCGGGUCCUCGUUCUCUCCCCCUCAGUUCAUGUCUCUCGCUGAUCUGCCGCCAUUCCGGCCGUCGACCCCGGCACGGUGGAUCAACACGCUGUUCUUCAUCAGUCUCGUCCUCAGUAUCGCGGCCGCCCUGCUUGGCAUCCUGGUCAAGCAGUGGGUGCGCGAGUACAUGCAGUGGAACUCGCCGCUGGCAACUCCGCGGAAAAAUAUCAUGGUGCGGCAAUUCCGGCUGGAGGCGUGGGAUGCGUGGAAUGUCUCGGCGAUCGUCUCGACGGUGCCGGCACUACUCGAGGUCGCAAUGAUCCUGUUCCUCAUUGGCAUGGUCAUCCUGCUAUGGACCCUGGAUGACGUUGUGGCAAUCUGUUUGACAGCAUUCACGGCGAUGUUCCUGCUCGUUAUCGCCGUGUUCACCAUCCUUCCCGUGUUCUCACGCCGGUGCCCGUACAAGUCACCGACGGCAUGGGCGGUCAUGGCAGCUUGCAAGCUCACCUUGCAUAUGGUGCCGUUCUGUGUGAGAUGGGGUAGAGUAUAUGCUGCUCUGCAGUAUCGUCGAUGGCGGUGGUUCAUUAGUUGUAAGCAAUGCAAGUGUCUAGCAUGUCAUCUACAUCCCUAA